This is a messenger RNA of Notolabrus celidotus (New Zealand spotty), 2071 nucleotides long. RefSeq names its product actin filament-associated protein 1-like 2. The record is from RefSeq and is a predicted model, not a curated record. Gene Ontology annotation, cellular component: cytosol. Gene Ontology annotation, biological process: inflammatory response; regulation of interleukin-6 production; positive regulation of interleukin-8 production. Lineage: Eukaryota; Metazoa; Chordata; Actinopteri; Labriformes; Labridae. The coding region runs from base 141 to 1982 and encodes 613 amino acids. Gene Ontology annotation, molecular function: SH2 domain binding; SH3 domain binding. The transcript is spliced from 16 exons.
CGUCAGAGCAGAACUUCUUCCCACAGAGAGAGAGAGAGUUCACAGAGGAGGACAGCUUCUCUUUCUCUGUUUGAUGUUGUGGACUCUUCAGCCGAGACAUGAGACUGCAGAGAGGAGCCUGCUGAAACAGACAGACAGACAUGGACAAACAGAAAGUGCUGGCGAAACUGAUCUGGGACCUGCAGUCCUUCCUGUCUGUUCUGGACUCAGAGAACUUGAGUUAUAUCGCUCAGGCUCAGAAGAAAUCUAUUUCAGAGCUGCUGUCCAAACUGCAAACGAACGACACUCCUGUGGAAGAUGCUGAGUACAUGAUCAUGAGCUGUCCAUCGUCUCCUUGCAAUGAGCUGACAGAUUCACCUUUAACAGAAGGGGUCGGGUCCUCUGAGCUGGUCUCAAAGCAGGACCCUCCUCUGUGGCUGAGGAACUUGAUCCAGGGCCCUGUGGUGCCGCCGCUCCCACCUGGAGGCUUAGGGGGCGAUGAUGAUGAAGAUACAUAUGAGGAGGCAGAACCUUACAUAGCUGACACCACCACGUCUAACACUGAGAGGGCGGAGUCAGACAGCAGUCACUACGAGUCAUACGGGGAGGAUGACGAUGAUGAAGAGCCUGUCAAAGACAGAGCUCACUACCUCCACUGGAGCGCCUCCCAGCCCUGCUUAAGACCCGUCCCAGAGUCCCGGCUGUGCGGUUACCUGUGGAGGAGGAAGUGGCUCGGACAGUGGACCAAACAGCUGUUCAUCAUCAGGAACGACGUGCUGCUGUGUUAUAAGUGUGCUCAGGACCUGCUGCCUCAGCUGGAGUUGAGCCUGCGCGGCUGUCAGCUCGUCUACAAGUCCAAGUGCAACAGGAAGAUCCAGCACCAGCUCAAACUGGUCCUACUGGGCUCAGAGUCUCUGGUGCUGGGAUACAGCAGCUUCCAGCAGGCCGAUGAAUGGAGGAGGGUAAUGGAAGAGGUGAGUGUUGGAAGUGAAGCAGAGACCAAGAGCUGCUCGUCUCUGAGCAAAUCAGAACAGCUGCUGUCCUGCAGGUCCAGUACAGUCCUGUCUGAGUCAGAGGAGGAGAAACCGUCAGCUCACUGCAGCCUCAACAAACACAAAGGCUUCCUGAGCGUGCUGAUGAACUGUCAGUGGCAGAGUUUACGCUGUCAGGUGGAGGCCGGUCUGCUCAACAUGUUCGGACAGGAAGAAGAAGAGGAUGAGGAGGUGGUGGUGGUGGGGGAUGGAGCGGAGGUGAAGAAGGAGCGGUCACCUCAGUACACCGUCCAGCUCAGGGGAUGUGAGGUCAAACCCGGACCUGACACCGACCACUCCUACAGGAUCACACUGAGCAUGCUCGGUGACCAGGUGGCCAUGCUGGAGGUCAGUAGUUCAGAAGAAAAGGAGCAAUGGUUAAAGCUGCUGCAGGACGGAGCUGCCAAUCACAGUCACCAUGUCAACAAUAACACACAGGAGCACACAGGUGGAGCUCUCAGUGGGCUGCAGACUCGAAAGUUUCCCACCUGCAACACCUACAUGGACGACCCUUUCCAUCUUGGCGGGGAAGUGAGAAGUCAACCAAUCUACUCCAACACCUCCAUACUGGAGCACAUGCUCAGCAGCUCUCAGGACUCUGUUCGCUGCAGCUCGGUGUCCUCCAGAGACUCUGUGGCCUACAGCAACACCGUCUUCACAACACACAGCAGGAAGUCAGCAGACGUGGAGCGAGCCGUUCAGAAGCUGGAGCUGACGGGGAAGAGGCCGGUGCAGCUGAGGGCGGGGUCAGAGAUCAACCUGGCGUCCGUUGGGAAGCAGAACAAACGCACGUCUUUCAGACAGUCGCUGGCCGUCUGCUCUGAGCGCGCUCAGGCGAGCUUCCUGAAUCCUCUGCUGCGACGGACGGCCUCUGCAAAGAACUCUCUGAGACGAGCUCCUUCAUCGCUCUUCAUUGAACACGGGAAGGUUUUCCAGAGGAGGAAGGAGUGGGAAACCAAAGCUGCUGCUUGAUCGUCAGAUCAUCACGUCAGCCGAGGAGCCUCCAAAUAGGCAACAUGUUUUUUAUUUAAAGUGACGAACUAUGAUCUGUUUAUAUCUAA